Messenger RNA from Cydia amplana, 1376 nucleotides. RefSeq names its product mRNA cap guanine-N7 methyltransferase (gene Rnmt). The record is from RefSeq and is a predicted model, not a curated record. Lineage: Eukaryota; Metazoa; Arthropoda; Insecta; Lepidoptera; Tortricidae. Bases 142 to 1338 code for a protein of 398 amino acids. Gene Ontology annotation, cellular component: nucleus. Gene Ontology annotation, biological process: 7-methylguanosine mRNA capping. The transcript has 2 exons. Gene Ontology annotation, molecular function: mRNA 5'-cap (guanine-N7-)-methyltransferase activity.
AUGUUACGUGGCAGUUAUACAAAAGCCGCAAGCGCCAGAUUUGAGAUAAUUUUAGGUUAAGCUAGAUUUUCUACAAAACCUUAAAUAAAAUCUCAAUAAACAGUAUAUCAGUGUCUCAUGAGAUAUAUUUAGUGUAUUGAUAUGACCAGUACAGUGAAUGAUGGUGCUGAACAUACAGCUAGAAAUGAUUUGAAAGCUCAUACCGGUGAUGGUGAUAACUCGGAAAACAAUGGAACAGCGCCACCGGCUUCUCUUACUCAAGGCGAGGAGCAUGCUUCAGUCGUGGCGGCACAUUACAAUCACCUCGAAGAGAAGGGACUGAAGGAAAGGUUUAACUCUCCUAUAUUUUACUUGAGAAAUUUUAACAAUUGGGUGAAAAGUGUUCUUAUACAAGAAUAUACUGAUAAAAUACGGGAAAAAGAUUAUGGAAGACCAUUAAGAGUUCUCGACAUUUGCUGUGGAAAAGGCGGUGAUUUAAGUAAAUGGCAGAAAGCUAGAGUAGAACGUGCAGUGUUUGCAGACAUUGCUGAGGUUUCAGUGCAACAGUGCCAGACGCGCUACGAAGACCUGCGGCGCCGCUGUGGGCGGCUCUUCGCCGCGGAGUUCAUUGCUGCAGACUGCACCAAGGAUACUUUGAGGGACAAGUACCGUGACCCAUCAAUCAGUUUUGAUGUUGUCAGCUGUCAAUUUGGACUGCAUUAUAGUUUUGAGAGUUUAGCUCAAGCUCGUAGAAUGUUGACCAACAUAUCUGAGUGCUUGAAACCUGAUGGGUAUUUUUUUGGAACUAUUCCUAAUGCUUAUGAAAUAGUGUCACGAGCACAGAAAUCACCUGAUGGAGCUUUUGGAAACAAAAUCUACAACAUUAAACUGCUUUUUGACCCGAAGGAAGGUUAUCCAUUAUUUGGAGCCAAAUAUGACUUCCAUUUGGAAGGAGUAGUAGACUGUCCCGAGUUUCUGGUCAAUUUUCAAUUGUUUGUUAAACUUGCCGCAGAGUAUGGCUUAGAACUUGUUUACAGUGCUGGGCUUGCAGGCUUUUAUAAAGACCAUUGUGAAAAAUACAAAACACUGUUGAACAGAAUCAUGUGUUUUGAAAGUUAUCCUGCACCACCCGGCAAGGAGCUUAUAGGGGAAGAGACUGAUUAUAAACAUGCUAAAGAACAUUGGGAACAAAUAGAGAAGAAGUCUGAGAGAGAUAGGAUUGGGACUAUGAGCCAGAGGGAGUGGGAAGCUGCAACUAUCUACAUGGCGUUUGCAUUCAAAAAACUGAAGAGUACUUGGGACGCCAAUGGAAAACCAGUGUAUAGCAAAAGUUCAGCAGAUCAAUCAAAAAGUAAAUGACAAAAAGUGAUGCAUUGACUUUGGCAUUGAUUUGUAAU